Messenger RNA from Mycena citricolor, 1513 nucleotides. NCBI's taxonomy places the organism in Eukaryota, Fungi, Basidiomycota, Agaricomycetes, Agaricales, Mycenaceae. The record is from the annotation of a GenBank genome assembly.
ACGAGGGCCCCUGGUAUCAUCCACCCCACCCACAGGCGCGUCUCAUCCCAGCGUGGCAUACGACUGUAUCACUCUUGUUGCGCACAAGCAGUACCAUCUCUCACCCUCCCUCUCACAUGUCCGACCGCAACCGCUCGCGUCAUAUACGCAAUCAACGCGCUCGGCGCAAGCUCAAGUCGGGGGACUAUCCUGUCCUUCCUGCCGGCACCGUCGUGAUGGCGCGCAUGCGAGGACACCAGGAAUGGCCUGGGAUGGUCGUAGAUACGGAUACUCUCCCCGACAGCGUCCUCGUGAAUCACCCUGGCGCGAACAAGAUCGCGUUCCCCGUGCGGUAUUUUCCUCGAGGCGAGCACGGCUGGAUCUUUCCACCAGACCUGCGCGUGCUCCCUAGAACGGAGAUCAGGGCGUUCCUCAAGGGCGUCAAGGACGGCACACGGCGGCCGGUGAAGCUGCUCCUCCAGGCAUACGAAGCAGCGGAUGAUCCGAAGGAGUGGUUGCGCAGGAUCGAAGUGCUGCUCUCAUACCUACCCACCGACGAGGAGGGCGGUGGCAUCGCCCAAUCGCCGACAACAGCUCAGCAGAGUGCGAAGAACAAGGGCAGGGGAAACGCGGAGUCUGCGUCUGCCCCGGUCGCAUCGUCUUCGAAGAGAUCCGCGACGCCGCGGCCAACGCUGUCCGCGCGCCCGAAACCAGUGAUCAGGCCGACCGCGAAGCGAGGGAUGACGUCGACCCCCGUACCUAGUCUCAAACCAACUCUCAAACCGCCUCGAAGGCCGUCACAAGCUGCAUCGGGUUCCAGACCGAAGAAGCCACGCAAACCGCCCGCGGAAGUCCUCAUCGAAUCGAAUGCUAAUGCUGAGGUUCCGACUGUCAGCGCAAAGGACGACGAGCCGGCAGGAGAUGUUGACCCAGACAACGCCAACGAUGCGGAAACCAAGGAGGGGCUCACAGCGACCACAAGUCUCCCACCGGACGUUCCGUUCCCCACGACCAAAACAGCGACAUACCUGUCCCUCGCCCAGCUCACCCAAGCAGUACUUGCCUUCGACCAACUGGCCGCCGAGCUCGUCGUACUGAAGGAACAGCACCGGGCUGCCUGCUCUGCGCAUGACCUCGGCCAGCUUCGCCGCGAAGCACUGGAGGCAUCCGUGGUAGCGGCCACCGAGGUCCGCACUCAGCGCGAGGCGAAGGAGAAAGUGGUCAGAGGUCGGGCGGAAGGGCGCGAGGCUGAGCUGGAAGAGAAGGAUCAGCGGAUCCGCGCGGCGCAGGAGAGGAUCGAGGUCGGAAAGAAGAGGAGAGCACAGCUGGAGGUGGAGAACCAAGAGAUGCGGACGGCAUUCGAGGGAUUGCAAAAUGCUGGGAGCAAGCGUCAAAAAGUAGAGUGAAUAUGUGUGCUCGUCUUUACGCGUUCUUGUGCAGAUUUGGGUUAUACGAAGCCAAAAGGAAACGACUGUGAGACAGGGGAGGUGGAAUGAGAGUAAAUAGAGCCUGACGAGAAGGGAACAAAAAAUUC